UUACUCGGGUAAGCGCGUCCCACUUGGAGUCGAUGUGCUACUGCAGGUGAAUCAGUUGUAAAGUUUAGGGAAUAUUUAGGAUGGCCAGCAACGGUCAAACAAAUUUAGCUCUCAACCUAGACGAGGAUUCCGAAACGCAUCAGCAAAAAGAAGAUAAUCAAUUGGAUGUAGCUGAGUCCAUCAGCAAGCCGCGUCAACAUUCUUUACUCUAUUCGGUCGAUGACGUUCCACCGUGGCAUCUUUCCUGUCUUUUGGGAUUUCAGCACUAUUUGAUGAUGUUCGGAGGGACCAUUUCCGUGCCUUUCAUCCUGACGCCGGCCUUGUGCAUGGAAGAGAACGAUCCGGUGCGCAGCGCCAUCGUUUCCACCAUCAUCUUUGUCUCGGGCAUCAUCACUCUGCUCCAGUGCACUAUUGGAAUUCGGUUACCUAUAGUUCAAGGAGGUACGUUCGCAUUCUUGGUGCCUACAUUUGCGAUCUUGAAUCUGCCUGAGUGGUCAUGCCCAGCGCCCCAAGUCAUGGCCAACAUGACGUACGAGGACAAGACGGAACUGUGGCAAUUGAGGAUGAGGGAAGUGCAGGGCGCCAUCAUCGUCGCUUCCGUCUUCCAAGUCGCCAUCGGUGUUUUCGGAAUUGUCGGUUUGAUUCUGCGAUUCAUUACUCCACUAACAAUCGCUCCUGCCAUUGUCAUGGUGGGAUUGUCGCUUUUUGGCGCGGCAGGAAACAUGGCAGGCAAACACUGGGGCGUUUCUGCAUUGACAAUCAUCUUGGUCAUACUCUUUUCUCAAUACCUCAAACAUGUCAAAUGUCCAUUGCCAACCUAUGGGAAGGAACACGGAUGGAGCGUGAAAAAACUCGACAUUUUCACACUUCUACCGGUUCUACUGAGUAUCGUACUAGUAUGGACACUGUGUGCGAUCUUGACUGCAAGUGGAGCCCUAGAAUUAGGAUCGCCGGCCAGGACGGACAACAAGAUAAACAUUCUACUAGAAGCUCCCUGGUUCAGGUUUCCUUAUCCAUGUCAAUGGGGUCUUCCAACGGUGAGCGUGGCGGCUGUGUUUGGAAUGUUGGCGGGUGUUUUGGCAUCGGCCAUCGAGAGCAUAGGAGAUUACUAUGCUUGCGCUAGAUUAGCCGGUGCACGACCACCUCCUGUUCACGCUAUGAACCGAGGGAUCGCUAUAGAAGGUCUCGGCUGCAUCCUAGCUGGAAUUUGGGGCUCUGGCAAUGGAACGACAAGUUACUCGGAAAACAUUGGAGCUAUCGGUGUCACGAAAGUGGGAAGCAGGAGAGUGAUACAAGCUGCAGCGCUAAUGAUGAUGGUUUUUGGCGUUUUAUCCAAAUUUGGAGCACUUUUUAUCACCAUUCCAGAGCCCAUUAUAGGAGGCAUCUUUUGCGUUCUCUUUGGCAUGAUUGCAGCUACUGGUUUGGCUAAUCUGCAAUUUAUUGACCUCAAUUCCUCAAGAAAUCUACUCGUUCUCGGCUUUUCUAUAUUUUUCUCUUUAGUUCUUUCUCAAUGGAUGAAGGCACAUCCUGGUGCUAUAGACAGUGGAUCACAGAUCUUUGAUCAGAUCGUCACUGUUCUAGUGAGCACAAGCAUGUUCACAGCAGGGGUCCUAGGCUUCUUUUUGGAUAACACAAUCCCAGGUACGGAUGAAGAGAGAGGCCUGACUAAGUGGCUAGCUCACCCAGAUCCAAAAAUGGAAAUCAGCAAUGAAGAAUCAGGUCGAGAUCUGAAGCAGUGCACUUAUGACAUCCCAGUCAUCACUCCAUGGUUGAAAAGUAAAAAAUGGGCUGCUUACUUGCCGUUUCUGCCAUCCUAUCAGCCAGGCUUAUGGAAUAGGAAGACCCGAAGCUGGUGUGGAAAGUCCAAAGAUACAAAUGGGAAAACAGCAGCACUUCAAAUGUCCACAGUUCAAUUAGCAACAGCUUGACGACAAACCCCUUCAUCGAGGGUUUUCGAAUUUUUGCAACAAGUUUUUCGUGCAAGAAUACAGUAGAUAAAUCAGGGCGCUUAAUAUUAUAUGAUUUUUUUCUUUUUACAUCC
Daphnia carinata is the source of this 2041-nucleotide messenger RNA. Its product is annotated as solute carrier family 23 member 1-like. The transcript has 12 exons. The record is from RefSeq and is a predicted model, not a curated record. Gene Ontology annotation, cellular component: membrane. NCBI's taxonomy places the organism in Eukaryota, Metazoa, Arthropoda, Branchiopoda, Diplostraca, Daphniidae. Gene Ontology annotation, molecular function: transmembrane transporter activity. Gene Ontology annotation, biological process: transmembrane transport. The coding region runs from base 81 to 1928 and encodes 615 amino acids.